AUGCCUUCCAAGAUUCAACUCGACGAGAACCUGUGGUUCCUCUAUAUCUGCCUCCAGAAGUCAGAUUUGAAAGCCAUUGACUUCAACGCCGUCGGCCUCGCCACCUCACUCAAGCCUCCGGCAGCACGAAUGCGCUACACACGCCUAAAACGUCAAAUCGAGUCCGGCCUCCUCCUCACGCACACCACGCCCGCAGCGCCUUCCUCGCCCACCCUGUCGCCCUCCCCCCAACCCUCUUCCCUUUCACAUCCCCACUCAUCAUCUCCAUCAACCUCUGCUUCAUACUUUAAAGCGGCUCCGAUCGCAGUGAAACGUAAACGCGCGAUCAAAAAAUCCCAAGAAAGCAGUGGCGGCGGCGGCGGCGGGAACAGCUCUGACGGCGGGGACGAGAAACACCUUCCCCCUCACCACUCGCGCUACCGUUCCCAUCCCUCUCACCUCGGGCCCGGAAACAGCAAGCCCGCAAACAAAGCCAAGCGGGAAAAACAAAAGAGUGAAAUCAAGACGGAGCACAAAAGCGACUGGUCCUCUGCCGCCUCCUCCCCCUUCUCUUCCUUCUCCGGCUCCUCAUCAGCUUCAGCCUCCAACUCCGAAGACGAGAUUCCGCUGCGCAAGCGCCGCGCUCUGGCUCACGCUCAUACGCAGGCACAUGCUGCUCAGCAGAGGUCUGCUGCUCCCUCGCCUUCUCAGCCAGCCACGCAGAUGGUAGCUCCCGGACAGGGUAUGGAGAUGGCGAUGGGGCAGGGAGCUAUGCAGGGUUACAACACGUACGCGCAGGCUCCGCGGGUGCAGCUUGGCAGUGAGGGUGAUCGUGGUGUCGCACAUGGACUUGCGAAUAUGGGGUAUACGGGCCGAGGCGUGUAUGCGAGUCCGUACGUGGGGUUCAUUGAUGGGAGGCCGACGCCGGAUGCGAUGGGCAUGCCGGCGCCUGGCGGCUUAGGCCUGGGCUCGAGCUUGGGGUUUGAGAAUGGGCUGCCGCGGCCUGGGUUGGAGGGAGAAAUGGAGCGGGAAGUGGGUGAGCAGAGGGAAGAGGGCGGAGAGAAUGUUGAGGGCAGGGGAUGA
Drepanopeziza brunnea f. sp. 'multigermtubi' MB_m1 is the source of this 1062-nucleotide messenger RNA. RefSeq lists its product as uncharacterized. The record is from RefSeq and is a predicted model, not a curated record. Lineage: Eukaryota; Fungi; Ascomycota; Leotiomycetes; Helotiales; Drepanopezizaceae.